AUGGGAACGCUUCAUCAACGUCUUGCUGAUUACUACUACAAACCAAUUUUUACAAAAACUUCUUUUGAUCCGGCUGUCUUCAAGAAAAUAGAAGAAGCAAUGGGCUUCUUUAAUACAGGGCUCGAGGCGCAGCUUUUUGCAGCUGGAGAUUCCCUAACAAUUGCAGAUUUUUCCCUGAUGGCUACUGUAUCGACUUACGAUGCUCUAAAAUUUGAUUUAACUCCGUAUCCUAAUGUUGCUCAAUGGUUUGAGCGAUGCAAAAAGACUAUGCCAGGAUAUGAAAUUAAUCAGAAAGGUGUUGAGAAAUUUGUUGAGAGAAUUUUGCCAAUGCUUCCGAAAUAA
Molecule: messenger RNA, 342 nt
Organism: Lutzomyia longipalpis
Lineage: Eukaryota; Metazoa; Arthropoda; Insecta; Diptera; Psychodidae
Product: glutathione S-transferase 1-like
Exons: 1
Coding region: 1-342 (113 amino acids)
Biological process (GO): glutathione metabolic process
Molecular function (GO): glutathione transferase activity
Source: RefSeq, a predicted model, not a curated record